AUGGGAGAGGGAAGGCGGUGGGGGUGGGGUGGGGUGAAAGGGAUGGGAGAGGGGACGACGACGGGGUGGGGGAAAAUCGUUGGAGCGAGGUACUACAUCAGCGACAGCCCGAGAGACAAUGACGGGCACGGGAGGCACGUGGCUUCGACGGCGGCCGGGGUGGCGGUGGAGAAAGCUUCCUUCUACGACGGCCUUGCCGCGGGCACCGCCAGGGGAGGGUCGGUGGCUGCGAAGAUUGCGGUGUACAAAGUUUGUGACGAGGAUGAUUGCCCUUCCCGUAUCCUCCUCCACGCAUUUGAUGAAGCGAUCGUCGACGGUGUCCACGUCAUCUCCAUGUCAGUCGACUCUCUCCAUCUCAAGGAGUUUCUCGAGGACCCACAAGCCAUCGGUGCCUUCCACGCCGUCAAGCAUGGGAUCGCGGCCGUUUGUUAGUCGGAAACAGCGGGCCCCGGUCAUCGGCGAUGUCUAAUGAUGCGUCGUGGAUCGUGAGAGUGGCCGCCUCCACUGUGGACAGGGAUUUCCGAUCCGGCAUCCUCCUCGGUGGAGGCAAAGUUGUAAAGGUACGCCCUCAACGUUGCGUGCAAUAAUAAAAUUAAAUAUUUUAUUUACCACGAGAAAAAUAUAUAUUACCUUGGUAAGAAAAAAAAUAUAAAUUACCGAUUACCCGUAUAUGUAUUUUCCAAAAACAUAUAUAUAAAC
Linum tenue is the source of this 699-nucleotide messenger RNA. The record is from the annotation of a GenBank genome assembly. NCBI's taxonomy places the organism in Eukaryota, Viridiplantae, Streptophyta, Magnoliopsida, Malpighiales, Linaceae.